This is a messenger RNA of Verticillium alfalfae VaMs.102, 1155 nucleotides long. RefSeq lists its product as hypothetical. The record is from RefSeq and is a predicted model, not a curated record. The transcript has 3 exons. Lineage: Eukaryota; Fungi; Ascomycota; Sordariomycetes; Glomerellales; Plectosphaerellaceae. Bases 1 to 1155 code for a protein of 384 amino acids.
AUGCACAUCGCCCUGCUCCAUUUCCUGCUGGUCCCCACACUCGCGAUCGCAGCCCUAAACGCCACGCCGAUCCCCCGCGUCUUCCUCUUCGCCCUGGUAGCCCACCAGGCAUGGCUCACGACGCAGACCAUCGAGGCCGCCAGGCUCGGCACGGCCGCCGGCUUCCCAUCGCUGGACACGCACGUCGCCGACAUUGCCAUCAAGGUUGCCAUCCUCGUCACUCUUCACAUGGGCGUCGUCCUCUUCCUCGAGCGCAUUGUCCUGCCUAAGCGCGACACGUGGGCCGGUCAGGUCAAGGAGGGCUACAAGAUGGUCUUCAACGGCAGGCGCAUCGGCACCACCCGCCUAGCGCCCCAGGUUCCCAUCCUUGAAAGCGAAGCCAUGACCCUCGUGACGCGAAAAGAUGACGAGGUCUUGCUCCAGCGCCAGCAGCGGCCGCAGGGAGGCAGCUUUCACGACCGCGUGGGGCACCGUCCGCCGCGAACCCCGGCUCCGCUUCGUCCUUCGUCGCCUUUCCCUCGCGCUCCUCCUCGCGCUCCUCGAGAAGUCUUCUUCCGCCGUCUUCUCCUUCCCGGCCGUGGUCCGAUGCCUGACGCCCACGAGGUAGCUGUGAGACUGUGGAUGACGUUCGAGACGACGUGGGCGGCCUACUCCUUUUACACAACGUGGCACUCCCUUGCUUCGGCAGCAGCGGUCGCCGCGGGCCUCGACCGCCCGCACGAGUGGCCGCCGCUGUUCGGGGACAUCAGGCAGGCGUACUCGCUGCGGCGCUACUGGGUCAAAUUCUUCGAUCGCCUGAUCUACCGAACCAUGUCGGGGUACGCAAAGUUCGCGGGCCGCUGGGUCGGGCUUUGCGACGCCGCGGGGAAGGCCAAGACGACCUGGAGCCGGUGGGCGUUGAACGGGAUGGUGUUCAUGCUGAGCGGCGUAUUUCACGCCUGGGCGGCCAAGUGGCAGGGCUACAGAUGCGGGUUCUGGGAGGAGAUAUGGUGGUGGUCUGCGAAUUUUGUGGUCGUCUUGGGGGAGACGGUUGUUUUGGACGGUCUGCGGAGAAUCGUCCCGCGAUGGUACCAUCAGAUGGCCGAGGGGAGGACAGCCAGGAUUGCCGGAGGGUUCUGGCUCCGGAAAAAUCGGCUCAAGAUCGCAACGGGGUAG